Leguminivora glycinivorella is the source of this 2718-nucleotide messenger RNA. RefSeq names its product flotillin-2 (gene Flo2). Gene Ontology annotation, biological process: regulation of myoblast differentiation; protein localization to plasma membrane. Gene Ontology annotation, cellular component: plasma membrane. Lineage: Eukaryota; Metazoa; Arthropoda; Insecta; Lepidoptera; Tortricidae. The record is from RefSeq and is a predicted model, not a curated record.
UAAUAAUAUCGGUCAGUCGUGUAAGCGCCGCUUUCUACGGUUGUUUUUGCGCGUCUGUGUCCUGCGUAUCGAUUGUAGUAUUUGUUGUUUUGUUUAUCGUGUGGUGGUUGUGGUGCGUGAAAUAGUGUCAGUGCCUUCGGUUUAUUUUUUGAAAAUAAAAACAACAUGGGAAACAUCCAUACUGUCGGCCCGAAUGAAGCGCUUAUAGUUUCAGGAGGAUGUUUCGGGUCGAUGACGAAGAAGACCAUCGUGGGCGGCUGGGGCUGGGCCUGGUGGCUGGUCACCGACGUGCAGCGCAUUUCGCUUGAGGUCAUGACCCUCAACCCGAUGUGUGAGUACGUGGAGACCGCCCAAGGCGUCCCGCUCACGGUCACCGGCGUCGCCCAGUGCAAGAUCAUGAACGAAGACGAGCUCCUCACGACUGCCUGCGAGCAGUUCCUGGGGAAGAGCGUCAAGGAGAUCAAGAUGACCAUACUGCAAACACUCGAGGGCCACCUGAGAGCUAUUCUCGGAACGCUUACAGUAGAAGAGGUGUACAAGGACAGAGAUCAGUUCGCGGGUCUGGUGCGCGAGGUGGCGGCGCCCGACGUCGGCCGGAUGGGCAUCGAGAUCCUGUCCUUCACGAUCAAGGACGUGUACGAUGACGUCCAGUACCUGCAGAGCUUGGGCAAGGCGCAGACGGCGGCCGUGAAGCGCGACGCUGAUGUUGGGGUCGCGCAGGCCAAUAGGGAUGCUGGCAUCAGGGAAGCCGAGUGCGAGAAGAGUGCCAUGGACGUGAAGUACUCGAUGGACACCAGGAUAGAGGACAACACCAGGCUGUUCAAGCUGCAGAAGGCACAGUUCGACCAGGAAGUCAACACCGCUAAAGCCGAAGCAGCUUUAGCGUACGAGUUGCAAGCCGCGAAGAUUAAACAAAAGAUUCGUAACGAAGAAAUCCAGAUCGAAAUUGUGGAGCGCCGUAAACAAAUCGAGGUGGAGCAGAUGGAGAUCCUCCGUCGCGAGGAGGAACUGGCAUCGACAGUGCGUCUGCCCGCCGAGGCCGAGGCCUACCGUCUACAGGCCAUCGCCGAGGGCAAACGUACCCAAACGGUGGAAGGCGCGAAGGCUGACGCCGAGCGUAUCAAAGUUCUCGGUCUGGCCGAGGCUCUGGCCAUCGGAGACGUUGGCAAGGCUGACGCCGAGCGCAUGUUGGCCAAGGCCAAGGUGUACAAGCAGUAUGGAGAAGCUGCGCUCAUGGCGUUGGUGCUCGAGGCUCUGCCUAAGAUCGCAGCGGAGGUGGCGGCGCCGCUGGCCAAGACGGACGAGAUCGUGCUGGUGGGCGACGGCGGCGCCACGGGCGAGCUGGCGCGCCUCGCCGGCGGCCUGCCGCCCGCGCUCAAGACGCUCACCGGCCUCGACCUCACCGCGGUGCUGAAACGUCUGCACCCGGCUACCGGCGGCAGCGCUCCUGAAGAACCCCCUGUGGUCGCCAACUCGACCAAGAAGGUGGCAGCUUGCUAAGCGCCCGGAGCCCCGACAAAUGCAGUUACCCUCGAGAUCUGGAUGUUACCCUCUUCGCAAGUUUUCAUAUAUUGACGUGAAAUAUUUUUCGAAAAUAGAAUAGGGAAUAUGCAUUUUUUUAAUACUAUUCUGUAACACAUCCAAAAUUUAAACUAAGAAACUAGAAAAAAAUAAUUCAAACCACUAUCAUUUACGGGAAAUUGAAACUCGGCCAUUUUCGACGUCACACGUUCGGGCACACGAGUUGGAGCGAGAAAAGAAUAACUUUUUCUCACUCCCACUUACAGACGUCAAUUGUAACCUGACGUCACGUUUGAGAAUUUGUGUGGGAAUUAACAAAAGCCACUUUUUAAAAAUGAAAUUUCACUAUUAAAUAUACGUGCAUAUUCCCUAUUAAUAUAUAUGUAUGUGUAUUGUAAACUGUAGUCUUGGAGCAGUUGUGUGUAGAUGUUAGUAUUGUGAUAUUUACAUUACAUCGUACAAUUCGUACAAUUUCUAGCCUAGCUCGUCGUGGAGAAUAUAAUCAAGAAGAGUGCAUUUGUUCAUAGUUCCAAGCAAUAUUAAUGUGUAUGGUAGGUAUUUUUAUCUUUGAAAUGUACCCCACCGUAUGUCAGUAAUUACAGUAUGGAUGUCAUAAGAGAACUUAUAGUUUUUAAAUACAUAUGAUUACAACAACUAGAACUAAAAGAUCCUUAGAUUUUGUACUGUGUAGAAUAUUUGUAGUUUAACAAUUUUGAGACGGGUUUAGACUAGUAAAUGCCUAUUAAACUUCGUUACGUGAGAUUUUCAAAGUUCUCCGUGGAAUAUUUGACCCUUCAUAUCAUCAACGCGAAAUAGAUGGCGUUUCGCUGCAUCAUAAGUAUCGUGGGCUGAACUGAACUCUCAAACUCCAACUUGUGAUAGUCAGAGUUGCCGUACAUGCAUCUAAAUUUACGGAGCAAUGCAGCCCCAUCUUGUUUUCCAGGGAAAUCUUAGGCAAGACAUUGUUUAAGACUUCUUACACUGUUACACAACAUACUGUUAAAUGGUAAAAGUCGUAAACCUUAUUCUAAAGAUAGGGUCUACCGAAGGUUAUUUACAAGUGUUGUUAAAUGGAGCACCACAAAGUAGCGUCUUUUGAGUGACAACGCAUAGACAACUCCAUGGUGCGACGUAACGUUGGCGCUUCUACACCAGACCCUUUAGCACAACUUGCCUUGUCGCGCGCGAGUCCAUACA